Molecule: messenger RNA, 1458 nt
Organism: Telopea speciosissima
Lineage: Eukaryota; Viridiplantae; Streptophyta; Magnoliopsida; Proteales; Proteaceae
Exons: 3
Coding region: 1-1458 (485 amino acids)
Biological process (GO): DNA integration
Molecular function (GO): nucleic acid binding
Source: RefSeq, a predicted model, not a curated record
AUGUCUCUUGGUCAUGGUUUAUUGAACAUUCCCAAGCUUUCUGGUGAAAAUUAUAGAAGUUGGAAUGAGGAUUUGGAGGUCUAUCUUUGCCUUAGGGACCUAGAUCUUUGUCUGAGAGAGCCUAAGCCUGCAGAUCUCACCCCAGCCAAUACUUGGGCUGAGAAGACUGAACUUGAGAAGUGGGAAACUGCAAAUAGGAAGUGCCUAAAAGUUAUAAAGCAUGCUAUCCCAGAAACAAUGAAAGAUAGCAUCACUAUGAAGGUAACUGCUACUGAGUACUUGGAGGCUAUUAGGGUAAAAUUUGAAUCAUCCAAGAAAGCUCAAUCAGGUGACUUGAUGAGCAAGCUGACCACUACCAAAUUUGAUGGAAACGACAGUACCAGGGAACAUCUUUUAGGACUUGUUGCCUUAGGAAAUAAGAUUAGGGAGUUGGAAAUUAACUUUGAUGACGACUUCCUAGUGACUAUAGCACUCAACUCACUUCCAGGGCAGUACAAGCACCUUCAUGGAACCUACAAUGCCUUGAAGGAUAAAUGGAGUAUGGAUGAGUCAAUCACUGUAGUUGGGCAGGAAGAGGCAAGAAUGAACAGGGACAAGAUUGAAAGUGCCAAUCUCACACAGGGUAAGGGGUCCUCAUCUAGAGGACCUCACAGGAAUCACAAGAGGUUUUCCAAGAGAGGCAGAUUUGCACCAUACCGGACUGGGCUGGGCAGGGGGUUCACAAGUAGGAGGGUACCAAGCAAGAGUGAGGUGACGGUGUUCGUCGGGAAUGGAGCGGAAGUGGAAGUGAAAGCCAUAGGAACUGUUAGAUUAUAUUUAAAAUCAGACAGUACAAACAAUUUUAUAGAUUUAAAGGAUGUAGUUUUUAUUCCCUCAAUGAGGAAGAAUUUGAUUUCAGUUUUCCGACUAGUUUCAGAUGGAUAUUCUGUUGUUUUCAAUAAAGUUGGCUUCACUCUACUUUUGAAUUCUGUGGUUGUUGAUUCUGGCUAUUGUUCUGAUGGUUUGUAUAGACUGAACUGUAUCUCCUCUUGGGUUAUGAACGUUGGCACUAAACGCCAACUUAUGGAUGAGAAAUCUCCUGGGAAGAUGACUUCUUCUACCAAGAAGGAUGCAUUUCGUCAUAGUGAGGCCCUAGAUCUCAUCCACAUAGAUAUAUGCAGACCUUUCCCAACUCCAGCACUUGGAGGCCAACGUUACUUUAUUACUUUCAUAGAUGAAUGGUCUCGAUACGGUUAUAUUUUCUUACUUGCUGAGAAAGCAAAUGUGUUGAACACCUUUAUGAUCUUCAAGGCUGAAGUGGAACUCUUCCAUAGUAGAAAGAUAAAAUCUGUCAGGUCUGAUAGGGGUGGUGAAUAUUAUGGAAGAGUCGAUGAUACAGGACAGCUACUUGGACCUUUUGCCAAAUAUCUACAGGAGCAGGGGAUAGCUCCACAGUACUCUAUGCCAAGCACACCAUAA